This is a messenger RNA of Penicillium cataractarum, 822 nucleotides long. RefSeq lists its product as uncharacterized. Gene Ontology annotation, cellular component: membrane. The record is from RefSeq and is a predicted model, not a curated record. Lineage: Eukaryota; Fungi; Ascomycota; Eurotiomycetes; Eurotiales; Aspergillaceae. Bases 1 to 822 code for a protein of 273 amino acids. The transcript is spliced from 2 exons.
AUGUCCCAUUCCGAAAAAGUCAGCCAUAGUCCUCGUGGACGAGGAGCCCUCCACGGUGACCGCAGCGACAAGGGCUCAUCGCCCCUCGGCACAGCCAUCUUCGCAGCCCUACGCAUUUUAGAUCCAGUCUUGCAGUAUGGUAUCCUGUUGCCCGGCCCUACCUCUCUCGCAGGUCCCAUCCUCGGCUUAUUCGGCGGCACUCCAUUGCCUCCCGAGUCUGCGCCCGUGGCGCUGGGCCUCUCACCAUGGCGACUGACUCUGUUGGGCAUGUCGCUCCUCGGGAGUCUAAAGGGUAUUUUCUACCUUUUCUACGUAUCCGAAACAAAAAUGCCAGUGAAAACGGCCCUGUUGGUGGGUAUAUUCAAGGCAUUCUCCACAACGGUCAACUCGCUCAUGUUUUGUGCUGCGGCAACCUCGGCGACGAGCUCAUACAUUCCCGACUUCGCCACCGGCUGGCAUCCUAUUCUUUCUAUUGCCUGUGCUAUUUUCACAGUUGGUAUUACUGUGGAGACUGUGUCUGAGCUUCAGCGCAGAUCUUUCAAGAAGCAUCCUAGCGGACGUGGGGUCGGAAAGGUGUACACUGGGGGAUUGUUCCGAGUUGCGCGUCAUAUCAACUAUGGUGGGUAUACUAUCUGGAAAGCUGCGGCUGGCCUUGCUGCGUCAGGAUGGGGCUGGGGUGGGUUGACUCUGCUAUGGUUGUUGGCUGAGUUCCGCAGAAGAGGUAUUCCUGCCUUGGAUGCUUACUGUGAGAAAAGGUAUGGAGAGCAGUGGGACCAGUUCAAGCGAAGAACCCGAUGGAAAAUGAUUCCAUUUUUGUAUUAG